GCUACCGGUGUUGUCUCGUGCGCGCCGGAGCAGCACGCGCUGUUCGUUUCUUCAUACAGAAAGACGACAUUAACGCUUAUUAACGCGUUAUACUGCGCUGUUCCCAUCAGCGGGAGUGAGGUCUAGACCUCAUCUGUUCCUGUAGAUCUGCGUCGCCAGUGCGCGAACAUCAAACCAGGCAAAUGGCGGACAAGAACACCAGAAUCGCUAUCGUCAACCACGACAAGUGCAAACCCAAGAAAUGCCGUCAGGAGUGCAAGAAGAGCUGUCCUGUGGUGCGGAUGGGUAAGCUGUGUAUUGAAGUCUCACCUCAGAGUAAAAUCGUUUGGAUCUCAGAGUCUCUCUGCAUCGGAUGUGGAAUCUGCAUUAAGAAAUGUCCAUUUGGUGCUCUUUCAAUCGUGAACCUGCCAAGCAACCUGGAGAAGGAAACCACACACAGAUACUGUGCCAAUUCCUUCAAGCUGCACAGGUUGCCCAUCCCUCGUCCGGGUGAAGUGCUGGGGCUUGUGGGUACUAACGGUAUUGGGAAAUCCACUGCUCUCAAAAUCCUGGCAGGAAAACAGAAACCAAACCUGGGGAGAUUUGAUGCUCCCCCUGACUGGCAGGAGAUUCUGGCGUAUUUCCGCGGCUCUGAGCUGCAGAAUUACUUCACUAAGAUCCUGGAGGACGACCUGAAGGCCAUCGUAAAGCCUCAAUAUGUUGAUCAAAUCCCCAAAACCGUUAAGGGGUCAGUAGGUGCCAUCCUAAGCCGAAAGGAUGACACCAAGACAGAAGAGCUGGUGUGUGAACAGCUGGAUCUGUUGCACUUGCGUGACCGUAAUGUUGAGGACCUAUCAGGAGGAGAGCUGCAGAGAUUUGCCUGCGCCGUCGUCUGCAUUCAGAGAGCUGAUAUAUUCAUGUUCGACGAGCCGUCCAGUUAUCUUGAUGUGAAGCAGAGGCUGAGAGCCGCCAUCACCAUCCGCUCCCUCAUCUCUCCAGACAGGUACAUCAUUGUGGUGGAGCACGACUUGAGUGUGCUGGAUUACCUGUCAGACUUCAUCUGCUGUCUGUAUGGAGUUCCCAGUGCUUAUGGGGUGGUGACCAUGCCCUUCAGCGUCAGAGAAGGAAUCAACAUUUUCCUGGACGGCUACGUGCCGACGGAGAACCUGCGAUUCAGAGAGACGUCUCUUGUGUUUAAAGUGGCAGAGACGGCAGCUGAAGAGGAGGUGAAGAAACUGUGCCGUUAUCAGUAUCCCAACAUGAAGAAGAGUAUGGGCGAGUUCACACUCACCAUCACCGAAGGAGAGUUCACCGACUCUGAGAUCAUGGUCAUGCUCGGAGAGAACGGAACGGGGAAAACCACCUUCAUCAGGAUGCUUGCCGGAGGCCUCAAACCAGACGGAGGAGGUGAUGUGCCUAUCCUGAACGUGAGCUACAAACCACAGAAGAUCAGCCCUAAGUUUAAAGGCAGUGUUCGAGCUCUGCUGCAUGACAAGAUCAGAGACGCGUACACACACCCUCAGUUCGUCACUGACGUCAUGAAGCCCAUGCAGAUCGAGAGCAUCAUCGACCAGGACGUCCAGAAUCUGUCUGGUGGUGAGCUGCAGCGCGUGGCUCUGGCUUUGUGUUUAGGCAAACCAGCGGAUGUGUAUCUGAUCGACGAGCCAUCCGCUUAUCUGGACUCUGAGCAGCGUCUCAUGGCUGCCAGGGUCAUCAAACGAUUCAUCCUUCAUGCGAAGAAGACUGCAUUUGUGGUGGAGCACGAUUUCAUCAUGGCCACGUAUCUGGCGGACAGAGUCAUCGUAUUUGACGGAAUUCCAUCCAGGACCACUAACGCCAAUGCUCCGCAGACGCUGUUGGCUGGCAUGAAUAAGUUUUUAGCGCAGCUGGAGAUCACCUUCAGGAGAGACCCAAACAACUUCAGACCAAGAAUUAACAAACUCAAUUCCAUUAAGGAUGUGGAACAAAAGAAGAGUGGAAACUACUUCUUCCUGGAUGACUGAACGCCAAUUCAGAAAACUCCAGAAAUUCAGCCGCUUGAUACGACAUCAAACCAGAAAAUGCUGGAACAGCGGACUUACAUGUUUGACUGAAUAACCAUCAUCAUCUUCAUCAUCAUCACUCUGUCCAGCGGGUUCACUUCAGAAACACAGCCCUCAUCCUCAAAUACGCCAAGCUUGUGUCAUCAUGCCAAAAGAGGAGAGAUGUUUAUUACAAAUAAAUGUGUUUCUGGGUGAAUUAUCAUUAACAGUACUGAAGUUCCUUCCGCUCACACGAGUGCUGUGAAUGAAUUCACACACGCCAAACAUGCUACUGUAUAUUUUGAAAUAAAAUAUUUUAAUCACGUUACAUGAUGCGUUACAUCAUAUUAAAUAACCCCGUUUCUCAAGAUCUGGCGUUCUGCCGCCUUGUGAAGAUGCAGAUUAAAACACACGACCAUCUACACACACACACACCCAAAAUAAUCUGUUGUGUCAUGAUAUUGGGUGACGCGUCUGUGCAGUGGGAUUGUUUUGGAAUAAACUGACUUUAAAUGGAAAGACCACAACUGAGAAAGGCUUGUGUUUAUGCUUAAAUACAUAUUCAGUGUGUAAUUCCCUCCCAUGAACGGGGUUUCAGCCAAAAACUGAUUUCAAAUAGAAAGACUGCGAGUAUAAAUGCAUUUUUUGGGUAAUGUUUGGUGUCUCCUUCGGUUUAUUCUCUUAUUUAUCACGACUCACCAAUAAGGAUGACUGACGUGAAACAGACGUUUCGACUGUGUCGAGAUG
This is a messenger RNA of Danio rerio (zebrafish), 2747 nucleotides long. It is a transcript of the gene abce1, whose product is annotated as ATP binding cassette subfamily E member 1. NCBI's taxonomy places the organism in Eukaryota, Metazoa, Chordata, Actinopteri, Cypriniformes, Danionidae. Gene Ontology annotation, cellular component: cytoplasm. Gene Ontology annotation, molecular function: ATP hydrolysis activity; nucleotide binding; ATP binding. Gene Ontology annotation, biological process: translation. The record is from RefSeq and is marked validated.